ACGGACACUUGAUCCAAACUCACACCUCCCUCCCCGCCACUCACCACCAACACAAACAAUGGCCUUGAAAUUGUUAGCGAAUCCACUUCAUUCAUCUUCUUCUCAAUCUCAAUCACAGUUCAGAAGCUUGUUAGCGAGCUCAAGAUCCUUCUGUCAGCCUAGUUUUCAUCUCCAAUGGCGGUCGAAAGUGAUUGUACUCUCGCGCAGUGGAACCAGAAGUUCAGGAUUGAUGGUGAGGGCGUCUGUAAAGGAAGAUGUGAAUGUGGCGGAGAAUGUCGGAAGUGAUUGGGGAAAAGUGUCUGCGGUUCUGUUUGACAUGGAUGGAGUAUUGUGCAACAGUGAAGAGGCGUCAAGGUUGGCUGCCGUUGAUGUGUUUGCUGAAAUGGGGGUUCAGGUUACUGUCGAAGAUUUUGUGCCAUUCAUGGGUACCGGUGAAGCAAACUUUCUUGGUGGUGUUGCUUCUGUAAAGGGUGUUGCAGAUUUCAACACUGAGACAGCUAAGAAGCGUUUUUUUGAGAUCUAUCUAGAUAAGUAUGCAAAACCAAAUUCUGGAAUAGGUUUUCCUGGUGCACUUGAACUUAUCACUGAGUGUAAAAACAGUGGUCUCAAAGUAGCAGUUGCAUCUAGUGCUGACAGAAUUAAAGUUGAUGCAAACUUAGCUGCUGCUGGCUUACCAUUGUCAAUGUUUGAUGCUAUUGUCUCUGCUGAUGCUUUUGAAAACCUGAAACCUGCUCCUGACAUUUUCUUAUCUGCCUCAAAAACUUUGAAUGUCCCCCCAAGUGAGUGUAUUGUAAUUGAAGAUGCAUUAGCUGGUGUGCAAGCUGCAAAAGCUGCACAAAUGAGAUGUAUAGCUGUGACAACAACGUUGUCUGAAGAUACCUUAAAGGAAGCCAAACCAUCACUAAUCAGAAAGAAUAUUGGAAAUAUUUCACUUCAAGAGAUUCUUGGUGGUGGCUCUAGUUACAGUAAUACAAAGAUGCAGGGUUCUCAAUAUUCAAACAAUCCUUCAGAAACCUCAUCUGGACUCAAGAAAAAUACAGAGGGUGGAUCUUUCCAAGAUGCAUAUUCUACUAAUGAUAUGGUUUUCUCUGUUGGAGGGUUGCAGGGUUCCAGGAGGAACAUUUUGAAAUAUGGAAGCUUGGGAAUUGCACUAUCUUGUCUUUAUUUCACAGUUUCAAACAUGAAGGCUAUGCAAUACGCAUCUCCAAAGGCUAUAUGGAAUUUGUUAUUUGGGACCAAGAGUCCACCCUUUGGGCAGAAAGAAGAUGGAACCCGUUCUUCAAGAAUCCAACAAUUUGUUAAUUAUAUAUCAGAUGUAGAAAGCAGGGAAAAUGCGACACAGGUUCCAGAGUUUCCAUCUAAACUUGAUUGGCUAAACACAGCUCCUCUUCAGCUACGUAGGGAUUUGAAAGGAAAGGUGGUUCUGCUGGAUUUUUGGACUUAUUGUUGUAUCAAUUGUAUGCAUGUGCUCCCUGAUUUGGAGUUCUUGGAGAAAAAGUACAAAGACAUGCCAUUCACUGUCAUUGGAGUGCACUCUGCAAAGUUUGAUAAUGAGAAAGACUUGGAAGCAAUUAGGAAUGCUGUAUUGCGCUAUGGAAUAACUCAUCCAGUAGUUAAUGAUGGAGAUAUGUAUAUGUGGCGAGAGUUAGGUAUAAGUUCAUGGCCCACAUUUGCUAUUAUUGGGCCCACUGGUAAGCUCCUUGCACAGCUGGCAGGUGAAGGCCGACGAAAGGAUCUUGAUGAUUUGGUGGAGGCAGCUCUGUUAUAUUAUGGUAGAAGAAAUUUGUUGGUCAACACAGCAAUUCCUUUGACUUUGGAGAAGGACAAUGAUCCUAGGUUGUUAAAAUCACCACUCAAGUUUCCUGGUAAACUUGCAGUUGAUAUCUUCAACAAACGACUCUUCAUUUCAGACAGUAACCAUAACCGAAUAGUGGUCACUGAUUUAGAUGGGAAUUUUAUAGUUCAAAUUGGGAGUAGUGGAGAAGAAGGUCUACGUGAUGGCAACUUUGACAAUGCAAUGUUCAAUCGCCCACAGGGUCUGGCGUACAAUGCCACGAAAAAUCUACUAUAUGUUGCAGAUACUGAGAACCAUGCUUUGAGGGUGAUUGAUUUUGUAAAUGAGGAUGUGCAGACUUUAGCUGGAAAUGGCACCAAAGGUUCAGACUAUAAAGGAGGAGGAAAAGGAACCACUCAGCUUUUAAACUCUCCUUGGGAUGUGUGCUUUGAGCCUGCAAAUCAGAGUGUGUACAUUGCAAUGGCUGGUCAACAUCAAAUUUGGGAGCAUAAUACUCUAGAUGGAGUUACAAGGGCUUUCAGUGGUGAUGGUUAUGAAAGAAACUUAAAUGGUUCAAGCUCUUCAACAACAUCGUUUGCACAACCAUCAGGGCUUUCUUUAUCACCAGAUGUGAAAGAGGCAUAUAUUGCUGAUAGUGAGAGCAGCUCAAUUAGAGCACUCAAUCUUACAACAGGAGGAUCAAGACUACUAGUUGGUGGUGAUCCUGUGUUCUCAGACAAUUUGUUCAAGUUUGGAGAUCGUGAUGGAAUUGGUUCUGAAGUACUCCUUCAACACCCGUUGGGUGUCUUAUGUGGAAAAGAUGGUCAAAUUUAUGUGGCAGAUUCUUAUAACCACAAGAUUAAAAAGGUAGAUCCAGCUACUAAAAGAGUAAGUACAAUAGCUGGCACUGGGAAAGCUGGCUUUAAAGAUGGAUCAGCUUUAUCAGCUCAGCUGUCAGAACCCGCAGGAAUUGUUGAAGCUGAUACAGGGAGACUAUUCAUAGCUGAUACAAACAACAGUCUGAUUAGAUAUUUAGAUCUGAACAAAGAAGAUGCAGAAGUUGUUACACUUGAGCUAAAAGGAGUUCGGCCUCCUGCACCAAAAUCAAGAUCUCCAAUUCGCCUUAGAAAACGAAAUUCAGCUGACACACAAACAAUCAUAGUCGAUGGUGGAUCUUCCAAUGAGGGUGACUUAAGCCUUCAAAUAUCUGUGCCUGAAGGUUAUCAUUUCUCAAAGGAAGCACGUUCCAAGUUUAGUGUUGAAAUUGAACCUGAAAAUGCAGCGGUUUUUGAUCCUUUGGAUGGGAAUCUAAGUGCAGAUGGAACUGCCAUUUUACAUUUUAAAAGAUCCUCUCCUUCACCCACCAUGGGUAGGGUUAAUUGUAAGGUAUUGGUAUACUAUUGCAAAGAAGACGAGGUUUGUUUAUAUCAAUCUCUUGUUUUUGAAGUACCUUUCAAAGAGGUAACCCCGGAAAAUACUCCACAAGAAAUAAAACUUCCGUUCCUUGUGAAGCCAAAAUCAUCACAAGGCAACUUACAGUUGCCCUAGUGUGAGGGAGGGGUUGCUGGAAAAAUAACUCUUUACCAGAAACAUGGGAAAUUGAUAUAAGUUUCUCUCGACAUCCAUAUAAAUUAUGUGAAGAAGAUUUACUUGAUAGGAUAUCACUGUAUAGAAUCACAGCAAAAAAUAUUUUUGUAUAAAAAAGUAAUAAGGAUGUGAGAAACCAUAAGUUCUUAUGAUUUACAUUUCGACCGGGUGUUCCGAUCAAUUUAACAUCGGGAGUUAAUAUUU
Molecule: messenger RNA, 3565 nt
Organism: Lactuca sativa (garden lettuce)
Lineage: Eukaryota; Viridiplantae; Streptophyta; Magnoliopsida; Asterales; Asteraceae
Product: haloacid dehalogenase-like hydrolase family protein
Molecular function (GO): protein binding
Source: RefSeq, a predicted model, not a curated record